This is a messenger RNA of Pistacia vera, 2149 nucleotides long. Its product is annotated as probable L-type lectin-domain containing receptor kinase S.5. Gene Ontology annotation, molecular function: carbohydrate binding; ATP binding; protein kinase activity. The transcript is spliced from 3 exons. Lineage: Eukaryota; Viridiplantae; Streptophyta; Magnoliopsida; Sapindales; Anacardiaceae. The record is from RefSeq and is a predicted model, not a curated record. The coding region runs from base 48 to 2063 and encodes 671 amino acids. Gene Ontology annotation, cellular component: plasma membrane. Gene Ontology annotation, biological process: protein phosphorylation.
UGUAUGUACUUCGUAUUGAAAAUGGUGUUUAGUGGUUGUUAACAAGCAUGAAUUUUCUUUUUCUUCUCAUCAUCUAUAUCUUCUUAAACUUAGCCUCCUCAGUAUCUGGCGUCCAGAGUAGUACUUUUAUCAACUUCUCUUCUUUCAAAAAUGAUAGUUGCAGCAAUGGGAGCCUUAUUUGUAUGGGUUCAGUGACCGCAUGUAAUGGCUACUUGAGUCUUACUCCGGAGCCAGAGCAAGCCAAUAAUUCAACCUCAACAUCGUAUCAGGACUCACUUUAUAAAGUUGGGCGGGUUCUACUUCACCAACCUGUACUAGCUUGGCCCGCCGUUAUUUCUACUACCUUCACUGUCAGGAUUUCCACCUUCGCUAAUUCAGCUGCUUCUGGAGAUGGGAUGACGUUUAUCAUGGCAGAGAAUAACCAUCCUUCACCACCUAAAAGCUAUGGCGCUUAUCUUGGAAUCAUGGAUGAAACCACAAAAGAUGGCGUGGUUCGUCAAGUAGCAGUAGAGCUGGACACUUACAUGAAUGAGUUUGAUCUUGAUCCAGACGGAAACCAUAUAGGCAUUGACACAACAAGCAUAACAAAACCAGUUGCAGCCAAGAGUCUCAACAGCACUGGGAUUGAUCUCAAAAGUGGAAGAGAAAUUACCGUCAAAAUUGAUUAUGACGGAUACAAGCAGAUGCUCCAUGUUUCUGUGGGAUAUGCUGGCAAACCCUUAAUCAAAUUUCUUGACCAAUCUAUUAUCAUGUCAGAUACAGUUCCAAGCUCCGUUUAUGUGGGUUUUACAGCCUCUACGGGGCCCCAUCCUGAGAGCCAUCAGCUCAUUAAUUGGAUAUUUACAUCAAUACAAAUUGAAAGCAAGGGGCAAUCGGAAGAGGAUAUCAUAAAAGCCAUUUUGGUUAUUGUAGUUCCGAUUGUGGGAUUAUUGAUUGUGGUCGUGUUCGCUUUCCCGUUUAUUCGAAGAACCCUGAGGAAUAAAAAAGAGAAGAAAAAGAAGAAAGUAGAUAUAGAAAGACGUUCAAGAAGUGCUGCUAAUAUUCCUAAAAUGUUCACCUACAAGCAACUACAAAAGGCUACUCACAACUUCACCAACGAUAACUUACUGGGCAAGGGUGGCUUUGGAAUUGUUUAUAAGGCCACCAUUUCAAAUCCUCCUUCAGUUGUAGCCGUCAAAAAGAUUUCAGCAACCUCACAUCAAGGUGAAAGGGAAUACUUGGCAGAAAUCUGUACUAUAGGGCGCCUAAGGCACAAGAACAUAGUGCAGCUCCAAGGUUGGUGCCACGAGGGAGAGCAUCUUCUCCUAGUUUACGAAUACAUGGCCAAUGGUAGCCUUGAUCGUUUCAUUGGGAAGGGCUUUCUUGAUUGGAAAACCAGAUACAAAAUCUUAACAGGAUUGGCAUCAGCUUUGCUAUAUCUCCAUGAAGAAUGCGAUAACCCCGUGGUUCACCGAGAUGUUAAACCAAACAACGUAAUGUUGGACUCCGAUUACAAUGCUCAUUUAGGUGAUUUCGGACUCGCAAGAUUGCUUCAAAACGAUGCCUGUGCAACCACCAUGCUUGCUGGUACUCCAGGCUAUUUGGCCCCAGAAGUAGGCUUCUCAGGAAAGGCUACCCCAGAAUCGGACGUCUACAGUUUCGGUAUGGUAGUAAUUGAAGUAGUUUGCGGGAGAAGAUCAAGGGGAAUUUUGGAAGAAAAUAGUUUAGUGGAUUAUGUUUGGAGUUUACAUGGAAAAAAUGCGUUGCUCGAGUGUGUGGACCGGCAGCUACAGGGAAAAUUUGAUGAGGAACAAGUGAAGAGAACGUUGAUUUCUGGACUUGCAUGUUUGCAUCCGGAUUGUACAUUGCGGCCUAAGAUAAGAAAAGUGCUACAAGUUUUCCUGAACCCGAAUGAGCCUUUGAUGGAGUUGCCAGAAUCACGGCCCAGUUCUGUUUAUGUAUCGGUGUCUUCUUCUUCCUCUUCUGCUGCAACAACCAAUUUUGGGUCGGGAAGUGGCAAUGCCUUACUAAAGCCGCCCAUGCUAUACCACGAUGAGAUAGAGGUGGAUGUGAUGCCAGUUUAAUAUAAAUAAAUAUAUUAUAAGAUUAUGACCAGUGGCAUGUAUACAUAGGACUUUGUUUCUGAAAAUUUUAUUUCUUUUUUCGGGUG